Molecule: messenger RNA, 1605 nt
Organism: Gasterosteus aculeatus aculeatus (three-spined stickleback)
Lineage: Eukaryota; Metazoa; Chordata; Actinopteri; Perciformes; Gasterosteidae
Source: RefSeq, a predicted model, not a curated record
AAAUGUAAACUUUAAAUGAAAAUAGUCUAGUUAUUGAGAAUACUCCAUCCAGCUGAAGCUCGUGGGCCGCCGUAGUUUGCAGUGAGGAGUUCCGGUUCUGGACGUCAUGGGAGAUGUUUACCUCAGGACUUACUGAUCGUUUGCUUAGAAACCAUAGGACAUGGCAGCGGUUUUUCUCGUGACCUUGUUUGAGUACUCCCCUUUGUUUUACAUCAGCGUGGUUUCUCUGUGCUUCGUUGUGACAGCCGCCAUGGUGCUCGGCUGGUUUGGCUUUGAUGUCCCAGUGAUCCUCCGCAGUUCUGAUGAGACCGCGUCUGUCCUGCCAACCCCUGAGAAGCAAAUGGUUCGGAUGACCAACCCCUUCAUCCUCGAGAUGGGCUCGGGGCCGGCAUCUGUCGCUGACGGCGUGUCCCUGGCGCCCUGCUGUCUGGUGCCCUGUGUCCUGAGCUGCUUCUGGGGCUGUGAGGUCAGCGCCUUGCAGUCUGCGUUGCAGGCUCACCAGCGCCGCCCGCAGCUCAUCACCCCCACAAGUUUGCAGGAGGAGCUCCGCUACUACCAUUACCACAGCUUCUACAUCGACAGUGCGGACAGAGAGGAAAGGCGCACACAGAUUCCUGCUGACCAGGGGAUUGCAGACUUUGGCCCAUUACCGAGGGAGCGCUACCCUCUCGUGGCUGUGCUGACGCUGGCAGAGCCGGAAGCUACAGGCAUCGUGGCCAGUUUGACAGUUAUUCAUGUUCCUGAUGACAAAUACAGCCUUUCUGCACGGGUUCUCUUCCAGUACCUUCUCACCUCACAUGGGAACAUGUUUGAGUUAAAGCCUCUCUUCAUGUCAGCUGACAGUGGGGGCGUGUCCGAGACUCCCGACUCAGAGCAGAGUACCCAACGAAGUAGAGGGCAGCUGGGUCCGGCGGCAGAGGAAGGGCGACGGGGGGCCGGGCUGGGCCGGGACUGCGUGGUCUGUCAGAAUGCAGCAGUGAACAAAGUGUUGCUGCCCUGCAGACACGCCUGUGUGUGUGACAGCUGUGUGUCACACUUCCAACACUGCCCCAUGUGCAGGGCCUUCAUCCAGGAGUCCUUCACACUGGUACAGGGACCACCUGCACAGCAAUACUGAGCUCUAUUUUACUCAAGAGAACACAUGCAGCAGGAUCGGUACGAUGGCAACCGUCACGCCAAACUGGUUACAGCUGUGGGUUAACCGAUUAUUGGCCGGGUUCCAAUUGGUCUCAGCAACGAGAACAGCGACAAUGGUGCAUCUUAAAAGACUUUACUUUGUUUUGCUUUAUUUGGAGUAUUAAAGCAAAUAAGUGAAGCAUGGACAUUAAGGAAAUAAUGCAAAAAUGCUGUGAGUAAACUGAUGAGUAAAAAAAAAAAAAGGUCAGUCGAUAUUUCAUUUUUGUUGUAUUUGUUGCAGGACAAUGUUGUACAGCACAGUUUUUAAUCUGCAUGUGAACUAGCCACAGUUAGUAGAGUGUGGAUUUGGGAUAUAGAGUACUGCAUUCAUGUAUUUUCUGUGCCAAUGUGAGGGUUUCGGGACAGCGGAUGUCACAUGUGUGCGAUUUUGGGCUAUACAAAAUAGAAUAAAAUCAAUGUAAAAUUGAA